Molecule: messenger RNA, 811 nt
Organism: Panicum virgatum (switchgrass)
Lineage: Eukaryota; Viridiplantae; Streptophyta; Magnoliopsida; Poales; Poaceae
Exons: 6
Coding region: 1-525 (174 amino acids)
Source: RefSeq, a predicted model, not a curated record
AUGCAUGUUUUUGACAGCGACACAACAGCCCAAGAUCAACUUAAACAGCCUAGUUGCCUGCACACGAGCGAGCAGAGAGAGAAAAGGCGCACGAAACGGUCGCAGAAACGGCGCGAGGCCGACGGAAAAGGGCGCGAGGCCGACGGAAAAGGGCGCGAGAACCAGACAAAGGGCGCGAAAAAUACCAUCGCCGGAGGGGACGAGCUCUGGCGACAAGCUGCUCUUCAAUCGUGUGGUUCCUUCUCUCAUGAAAGAAGCACCUGGUUGAGAUGGAAGAAGAGGGCAACAAAGCAGACAAUGAGUCCAAUGCAGCUAUACUACCUGAUUUCAUACCUCAAGUUGGCAUGGAAUUUGGAAGUUCAGAUGAGGCUUGAGCAUUUUGGCUUCGUUAUGGUGGGCACAGAGGCUUUGAAGUUAGAAAAAGAUGAUGCUGGAAUUGGACCAAAAGCUGCACAUGAGUUGGCUUGUCGCCAAGUUGGCGGACCACUCAAUCUUAGCUACACCCUUCGUGAUCACAAGCUUUGAUGGACAAGGAGAAGGAUUCCAAUGAGAAGAUGGCCCUCAAAAGCUUCACCCAACUCUUGACUGGACCAAUCAGUGAUGAUCUUCUUACUGGAGAUUUAUUGUAGUAACUCUGGUUUGCUGUUUUGCUCCAAGUGGGCAUAUGCGUUCACCUUUGUUUUGCUAUUUUGCAAGCAUCCUAGAAGCAUGGAUAACUUUAGUUCUGUGUAAUUUAUGUAUUUACCUUCCAGUGAUGUGAAUGUAUGAAUGCAUUUGACAGCAUGCAGAAAUCUCUGCAGGAAUCUCAACA